Molecule: messenger RNA, 1625 nt
Organism: Cucurbitaria berberidis CBS 394.84
Lineage: Eukaryota; Fungi; Ascomycota; Dothideomycetes; Pleosporales; Cucurbitariaceae
Product: ketol-acid reductoisomerase
Exons: 4
Coding region: 92-1297 (401 amino acids)
Biological process (GO): L-valine biosynthetic process
Cellular component (GO): mitochondrion
Molecular function (GO): ketol-acid reductoisomerase activity
Source: RefSeq, a predicted model, not a curated record
CGCCAGAGCAAAGGGAACCAAGCUUAAAAAGCCCGUCAUCCCCUCCACAAGCCCUUUUUUUGACAUCACGAUACCCCUUCAUACUUUCAUAAUGGCUUCACGACCUGCUGCUCGCGCUCUGCGCCAAACUGCUCGCCAAUUGGUUGCUGCUCCUGCCCAGAAGCGCACCUUUGUCUCUGCUCUCCGCGCUGGUACCGCAGCUGCUCCCAAGGCGGCUGUUACCUCUCAGUUCCAGCAGACCCGCGGUAUCAAGACGAUUGACUUCGCUGGUACCAAGGAGACCGUCUACGAGCGUGCUGACUGGCCAAGGGAGAAGCUUCUUGAAUACUUCAAGGACGACACCCUCGCCCUCAUCGGCUACGGCUCCCAGGGCCACGGCCAAGGUCUCAACCUGCGCGACAACGGCCUAAACGUCAUUGUCGGUGUACGGAAGAACGGUGCCUCGUGGAAGGAGGCCGAGCAGGAUGGCUGGGUCCCCGGCAAGAACCUCUUCGAUAUCGAUGAGGCCAUUGGCAAGUCGACUAUUGUCAUGAACCUUCUCUCCGAUGCUGCCCAGUCGGAGACUUGGCCCGCUAUCAAGCCCCAGCUCACCAAGGGCAAGACUCUUUACUUCUCCCACGGCUUUUCUCCCGUCUUCAAGGACCUCACCAAGGUCGAAGUCCCCACGGAUAUCGAUGUCAUCCUCGUCGCCCCCAAGGGCUCCGGCCGCACCGUCCGCACCCUCUUCCGUGAGGGUCGCGGCAUCAACUCCUCCGUCGCCGUCUUCCAGGACGUCACCGGCAAGGCCAAGGAGAAGGCUGUAGCCCUCGGUGUCGCCGUCGGCUCUGGAUACCUCUACGAGACCACGUUCCAAAAGGAGGUGUACUCUGACUUGUACGGCGAGCGUGGCUGCCUUAUGGGCGGUAUCCACGGCAUGUUCCUUGCCCAGUACGAGGUGCUCCGUGAGCGCGGCCACAGCCCGUCUGAGGCUUUCAACGAGACCGUCGAGGAGGCUACCCAGUCGCUGUACCCUCUGAUCGGUGCCAACGGCAUGGACUACAUGUACGCUGCCUGCUCGACAACCGCCCGCCGUGGUGCUAUCGACUGGAGCAAACGCUUCAAGGAUGCUCUCAAGCCCGUCUUCGAUGACUUGUAUACCUCCGUUGAGAACGGCAGCGAGACAAAGCGCUCGCUUGAGUACAACUCGCAGCCGGACUACCGCGAGAAGUACAACCAGGAGCUCAAGGAGAUUGAUGACCUCGAGAUCUGGCGCGCUGGCAAGGCUGUCCGCUCUCUCCGCCCCGAGAACAUCAAGUAAACGCAGCUUUGACUAGAAAUAACUGAAGGACGAAAGGAUGUUCGUGCGGAAGAGGGCAAUGUGUAGAUAUGUCUUGUCUUGUUACUGAUUCGGAUCUUGGGCGUCGGCGCGUUAUCUUUUCCAUCUAAGGGCGGCUUAGGUUUCUACAAGACGGAAAACUCACGGUCUAAAAAGCAAAUGAUACCUAUUCAUGACACGAGAGAAUGAGUCGCAUUGCUGUUUACGAUGCUAUUAACAAAACGCAUACAUAGGAACCAAUUCCAAAACAUUUCAAAAUACCCCAGACUUGAUUCCAUCCCCCACAAUCACCGAUUCUCAAAUCUCCCAC